AUGGCUACAAUUUCCAAUCCUUCAUUCCUCCUUUUCCUUUCCAUCAUCGCCAUUGCACUCUGCUUUGCUGAUUCGCAAUCCUUCGUCGGAGUAAACUAUGGCCAAGUCGCCGAUAAUCUCCCGGCGCCGGACGCGACUGCCAACCUACUUAAAUCCACUUCCAUCGGAAAAGUCCGUCUUUACGGCGCCGAUCCAGCUAUCAUCAAAUCACUGGCGAAUUCCGGUAUCGGAAUAACCAUCGGAGCCGCCAACGGCGACAUUCCCAAUCUAGCUUCAAAUCCAAACUCAGCGACUCAGUGGGUUAACUCAAACGUGUUACCAUACUACCCAGCAAGCAACAUCACUCUAAUAACCGUCGGAAAUGAAGUCAUGACUUCCGGCGAUACUGGUCUCAUAUCCCAGCUAUUCCCGGCGAUUCAAAAUGUCCAAAAUGCCCUCAACUCGGUCUCACUCGGUGGCAAGAUUAAGGUUUCCACGGUUCAUUCUAUGGCUGUGUUGACUCAGUCGAAUCCUCCAUCUUCCGGGUCGUUCGACCCGGCUCUUCAAAGCACACUCAAACAAUUGCUGGCGUUUCAGAAAGAUAACAAAUCACCGUUCACUAUUAACCCGUACCCGUUUUUCGCUUACCAGAGUGACCCGAGAUCCGAAACACUUGCAUUUUGUUUGUUCCAGCCGAAUUCGGGUCGGGUUGAUUCGGGUAACGGUAAACUUUACACAAACAUGUUCGACGCCCAGGUUGAUGCUGUACACUCAGCAUUAAGUGGAAUGGGAUUUCAAGACAUAGAGAUUGUGGUUGCUGAAACAGGAUGGCCUACCCGUGGUGACACCAAUGAAGUAGGACCAAGUCUUGAAAACGCCAAAGCAUAUAAUGGAAACCUAAUUACACAUCUUAGAUCAUUGGUUGGUACUCCUUUGAUGCCUGGUAAAUCCAUUGACACAUACAUUUUUGCUCUCUAUGACGAAGAUUUGAAACCUGGCCCUGCAUCCGAACGCGCUUUUGGUCUUUACAAAACCGAUCUCACCCUUGCAUAUGAUGUCGGUUUAUCAAAGUCUACGCAAAAGAGUCCUCCGAUGAAAACAACGCAAUGGUGCGUUCCAAAAGGAGGAGUGUCAGACGUUGAAUUGCAGGUAAAUCUUGAUUAUGUAUGUAGUAGAGAAGGGAUAGACUGUGGACCAAUUCAAGAAGGAGGUGCUUGUUAUGAACCUGAUACAACACUUUCUCAUGCUACAUUUGCAAUGAAUCUUUAUUACCAAAAGUUUGGAAGAAAUCCUUGGAAUUGUGAUUUCUCUCAAACAGCAACUCUUACAUCACAAAAUCCAAGUUACAAUGCUUGCAUUUAUCCAAGUGGAAGUACAUGA
Lathyrus sativus (Indian pea) is the source of this 1359-nucleotide messenger RNA. The record is from the annotation of a GenBank genome assembly. NCBI's taxonomy places the organism in Eukaryota, Viridiplantae, Streptophyta, Magnoliopsida, Fabales, Fabaceae.